ACCUCUUUCCCUAAUCGGCUAUCCCGACCGAAACCGGAUUCGCGGACCGCAUCUGGUCACCCCUAGCAGCCGAGGCUAGCACGCGGCGCCCUGCGGCCAUGGAGGACGAGGAGCACGAGGUGUACGGCCAGGAGAUCCCCGUCGACGGCGAGGACGUCGACAUGGCCGCCGGCGACGACGCCACCAAGCUGCAGGAGCUCGACGAGAUGAAGCGCCGGCUCAAGGAGAUGGAAGAGGAGGCCGCCGCGCUCCGCGAGAUGCAGGCCAAGGUCGCCAAGGAGAUGCAAGGUGUAGAUCCCAAUGCAACCACAUCUGAAAACAAAGAAGAGAUGGAUUCUCGGUCGGUAUUCGUCGGAAAUGUUGACUAUGCAUGCACUCCAGAAGAAGUGCAGCAGCACUUCAACUCUUGUGGAACUGUUAACAGAGUGACAAUCCUGACUGACAAGUUUGGGCAACCAAAAGGUUUUGCUUAUGUGGAAUUUGUUGAAGUUGAAGCUGUUCAGGAAGCUGUUAAGUUGAACGAAUCAGAAUUGCAUGGUCGCCAACUCAAGGUGGCACCGAAGAGGACCAACGUUCCUGGGAUGAAGCAACCCCGCGGUCGAGGUUUCAAUCCAUACCAUGGCCACCCCUACAUGAGGCCAUAUGGUUAUAGUCCUUAUGGCUAUGGGAGAUUCCCCAGAUUCCGCCGCCCGAGAAGACCUUAUUUUUGAGGCUCGGGUUUCUAUAUGGUUUGCAGAACAUGGACGAUAAUCGGUUAAGAUUCUGGAGAAGGCUGGACCUUAUCCCCGCCUUCAAUUAUUUCACACAUAGCUUUCGGGAUGUUCUCAGACAUGUUGUUUCCGUAUUGACGAUGCUUAAGCUUUGUACUGUAUUGUUUCAGUUACAGACUUACAGUUAUGCAAAACGACUAUGUUUUAGUUACACGGAAGGUACUGUUGUGAUGCUGCCAUUUUGUUACUUGAAUAGAUUUUAACCCUGCAAUAUGAUUGUAUAAGCUGAUGCAUUCUUCCUUCA
Sorghum bicolor (sorghum) is the source of this 1014-nucleotide messenger RNA. RefSeq names its product polyadenylate-binding protein 2. Lineage: Eukaryota; Viridiplantae; Streptophyta; Magnoliopsida; Poales; Poaceae. The record is from RefSeq and is a predicted model, not a curated record. The transcript has 6 exons. Gene Ontology annotation, molecular function: RNA binding. Bases 99 to 710 code for a protein of 203 amino acids.